Messenger RNA from Spirometra erinaceieuropaei, 825 nucleotides. The record is from the annotation of a GenBank genome assembly. NCBI's taxonomy places the organism in Eukaryota, Metazoa, Platyhelminthes, Cestoda, Diphyllobothriidea, Diphyllobothriidae.
AUGCUAUCCUGCGAAAGAUACCGAAAUUACUUCCACAGUGAUACGGAGGAGUCCGAUACGAGUUCUCUUAGCCCUAGACGAUGCACUAAGGAGGUUGACAACGACGCCCUGUUUGCCUUGGACGAACAGCUGGAGGAAUUGUCUCUCCACGGCAGCUGUAGUGCAGAGUCACGCUGGGCAGACAGCAACAAGCCUCCAUUGGGGCGACUGCGCCGCGAAUCGGGUGUGGCUCCAAAAGCCACUGAGAAACUCCACUUUCCGGCCAUGUUCGUGGAGGAGUUCCGCGGUGGCCAUGUGGGUUUCAACAUUCCCGGUGUGUUGCGUGACUCCCUCAAACCCACUGACUCCAUUGAUCUGCGCUUCAACUUCGAACUGGGCGGGUCGAGGCAGGACGAGGGCGGCGCCUUCACCCCCGGGACAAACCACCCACUGUUGGAACAGGGUCCAGCUGGCGCGGCGCAGUUCAGAACUGCGGGCGACUGCUUUUCCAAUCGACAGGCCGACAGCCGUUUCAUAUUCUCCUCGCAUGCAAAUGACAAUCAGGCGGGCGGCGACAGCGAGAAGUUGCAACAGGACACCCGAUGGACUCCAGUUGCCUCUAACUGCGGCGACGUUGGCGGUAGCGCUUGCGCGCCCUUUUCCAUGGCAGUCCAUCAUGUGCGGGGAGGUGGGAACAAUGCGGACAGUCUUAUCGGCGCUGGUGUCCUCAUCAGCGCAGACUCCGGUCUGCCGCCGGUGACGGAGUCCAGCACGGUCUCCUGCUCCACUCGCUUCUCCACGUUUUCUAACGUUUCCGACGUCUAUUGGGCAACGUCACGACCGUAG